Molecule: messenger RNA, 1110 nt
Organism: Lodderomyces parapsilosis
Lineage: Eukaryota; Fungi; Ascomycota; Pichiomycetes; Serinales; Debaryomycetaceae
Gene: KAR4
Product: Kar4p
Exons: 1
Coding region: 1-1110 (369 amino acids)
Cellular component (GO): RNA N6-methyladenosine methyltransferase complex; nucleus
Molecular function (GO): mRNA binding
Source: RefSeq, a predicted model, not a curated record
AUGUACACUUACAACAAGUUUGGUUCAAGAGCAUCCACAGCCACAUCAGGAACCCAAUCAACAAAGAAGACAUCACCAUCUUCACCAACUGCCACCACUACGAAGUCAUCAAAACUCACCUCUUCAGAAAAAGUAAAGAAAGAUGCUGCAAAGGCAGUUUUGCAACCCAUAGAUUACAACAACCACUACAUCCAUUCAGGUGAAUACGCUACAAAAUUCAUUAGAAAUGUAGUCAACCCACUUGACGGGUAUCCCAAAUUGAAUAAAUUACACGAGUUGAAGAAACAACAGGUUGCCAAGCAUGCAACAAAAGCAUUUGGUGUUCGUUGCCCCACUGAUAAAAUCGUUCCAACUUUAAAUACUUGGAUUCAAAAACACAACCUCAAAUUUGAUGUCAUCAUGAUUGGUGCUUUGGUUGAUAAUCAGUUUAUAUUACCAGUUUUAAACAGCUUGCCCAUUUACAAAUUGUGUUCCAAACCAGGUUUCCUAUUUAUUUGGUCAACAACACAAAAAAUUCAACAAUUGACAAAAUUGUUAAAUAGCGACAAUUUUAACAAGAGGUUUAGACGGUCAGAAGAGCUCAUUUUUUUACCAAUUAAUGACAAGUCACCUUAUUAUCCGCAUGUCGCUAACACAGCUAAAGAAAAAUCGUUAUUUGAAAAACAACAAUGGCAUUGUUGGAUGUGUAUCACUGGCACAGUUAGAAGAUCAACCGACAACGACUUGAUCCACUGCAAUAUCGACACCGACUUGCAGAUUGAGAGCCCUUCAAUCACUUCCAAGCAUGGUCGAAAUGCAUGUCCUGUACAAAUUUAUCAAGUUGCUGAAAAUUUUUCCAACUCGAAUAGAAGAUUGCAUAUAAUUCCAUCAAGAUUGGGUCCUGAAACCCAUGUCAAGUUACGGCCAGGAUGGGUUAUACUAGGUCCAGACGUAUUGGUCAACAACUUUGAUCCUGAAGCAUACAAUGAUGAAUUGCAUGACAAAUCAGUCAUUAAGUAUAAGCAAAAUAUUACUGGGGCAAGCACAAGUUUAUCGGCUCAAUUUUUGGUACCUCAAACAAACGAGAUUGAGGAAUUGAGACCAAAGAGUCCAAUUAUAUCAGCUAAGUGA